This is a messenger RNA of Penicillium verhagenii, 2067 nucleotides long. Its product is annotated as citrin. The transcript has 4 exons. Gene Ontology annotation, biological process: malate-aspartate shuttle; L-glutamate transmembrane transport; aspartate transmembrane transport. Gene Ontology annotation, molecular function: L-aspartate transmembrane transporter activity; L-glutamate transmembrane transporter activity; calcium ion binding. The record is from RefSeq and is a predicted model, not a curated record. The coding region runs from base 1 to 2067 and encodes 688 amino acids. Lineage: Eukaryota; Fungi; Ascomycota; Eurotiomycetes; Eurotiales; Aspergillaceae.
AUGAGCGUCAAAGAAACCGUCAAGGAGAGAUUGGUCGGCAGCACAGAGGAACCUCAGCUGUCGCACCAAGCCCGAUCCAAUUUCCUGCGUCAUGCACAGAAGGAUGAAAAUGGGGAGCCAUUCAUGACUGAAGAAGACUUCAUCAAUGCUGUUGCCCCCAAACAGGAAGACUACCACAAGAUCAAGCGCGAUCAGUACGGUAUCCUGUUCCAGGUCGCAGACCGACGCCGACACGGCAAGCUCUCCCUGUCCGACUGGGCUACCUUCGAGAACCUCCUUACCAGACCUGAUGCCGAAUACGAGAUCGCUUUCCGUUUAUUUGACCUCGAUGGAUCUGGCACUGUCAAGUUCGAUACCGUCCAGGGCCUUUACAACCUCACCAAGACCGCCGAGAGCAUUCCCUUUGAUUGGAACUCUGAAUGGGCUUCGCUGUAUACCGGUCGCACCAAGACGCGCCAUGACAUGAACUACCACCAGUUCUCCCAAAUGUUGCGCGGACUUCAGGGCGAGCGCAUUCGCCAAGCCUUCCACAUUUUUGACAAGGAUGGAGAUGGCUACAUCGAGCCCGAAGACUUCCAGCGCAUCAUUCUCGAGACCUCAAAGCACAAGUUGUCCGAUCAUGUGCUUGAACACCUGCCUUCCCUCUGCAACAUCUCCACCGGCACCAAGAUCUCCUACGCUACCGUCCGUGCCUUCCAGAACGUGAUGCGCGAGAUGGAUAUGAUCGACAUGGUGGUCCGAGAGGCUACCAAGAAGAGUACCGACGGCAGAAUCUCUCGCGCUGAUUUCCUCAAUGAGGCCGCUCGCGUCACCCGUUUCUCCCUUUUCACCCCCAUGGAGGCUGAUAUUCUGUUCCAUUUCGCUGGCUUGGAUGCGCCCUCUGGGCGCCUUGCCCAAAAGGAUUUCGCCAAGGUGAUUGAUGCAUCAUGGCGCCUUCCCAUGGCGGUUGCCGGUCAAGCUGUCGGGGCUGCGGCCGAGAAGACCACAUCUUUCCUCCACAGCAUGUUGGAAUCAGCACACCACUUCGCUCUUGGCAGCAUUGCUGGUGCCUUUGGUGCUUUCAUGGUGUACCCCAUCGAUCUGGUCAAGACCCGUCUGCAGAACCAGCGAUCCACUCGCCCCGGUGAGCGUCUUUACAAUAACUCCCUGGACUGCUUUAGAAAGGUUAUCCGCAACGAGGGUUUCACCGGUCUGUACUCUGGUGUCAUCCCACAGCUGAUUGGUGUGGCACCGGAGAAGGCCAUCAAACUUACUGUCAACGACUUGGUCCGUGGUGCCCUUGCCGACAAGGACACCGGUAAGCUUUGGACUCCCCAUGAGGUUCUGGCCGGUGGUACUGCUGGUGCUUGUCAAGUGGUUUUCACAAACCCUUUGGAAAUUGUUAAGAUUCGCCUGCAGGUGCAGGGUGAGGUUGCUAAGAACGUUGAGGGUGUUCCUCGCCGAUCAGCUCUAUGGAUCGUGAAGAACCUGGGUCUGAUGGGAUUGUACAAGGGAGCCAGCGCCUGUCUCCUCCGUGAUGUCCCAUUCUCGGCCAUCUACUUCCCCACAUACGCACACUUGAAGUCUGACAUGUUCGGCGAAACUGCCACCAACAAACUUGGCGUGAUCCAGCUCCUGACUGCCGGUGCUAUUGCUGGUAUGCCUGCUGCUUACCUGACCACUCCUUGCGAUGUGAUCAAGACUCGUUUGCAAGUGGAGGCUCGCAAGGGCGAGACCAAGUAUACCAGUCUGCGUCACUGCGCCACAACGGUGUGGAAGGAGGAGGGCCUAAAGGCCUUCUUCAAGGGUGGUCCCGCUCGUAUCAUGCGUUCAUCGCCUCAAUUCGGUUUCACCCUCGCCGCUUAUGAGGUUCUGCAGAAGAACUUCCCCCUGCCUGGCUCCCAUGAGGAGGAGGGUCCCACUGGAACUGUGGAACCCGGCGUCGGAAUGCCUGGUGCUAAGGCGCCUCUUCCCUACCUCCGAUCAAGGAACGCUCUGAAGCUUAUCCUUGACUUGGAACCGAACAUUGGCCGUGUGCAGAUCCCUCAUCCUGAGAAUUGGCCCAAGUUCCUCCAGGGCUCCAAGUAG